Messenger RNA from Paralichthys olivaceus (Japanese flounder), 1040 nucleotides. NCBI's taxonomy places the organism in Eukaryota, Metazoa, Chordata, Actinopteri, Pleuronectiformes, Paralichthyidae. The record is from RefSeq and is a predicted model, not a curated record.
AGUUGUGUUCGACCUACAUGUAGUGCUACAGAGAGAGCCUGAAAAAGCAACGUUUCCAGCCAAGGUUGUAAAAGAAGAGGUGGAGUAUCCAGACAUGCCCAGGGGCCUCGGCUGCCCGGCGAGCCCUGAGGGGGCGGGAGGUAGAUAUGAGACCCCCCCAGCUUCAGAGCUCCAGAGGCUGAUGUGGACAAAGACAGGGAGCUGCAACCAUCUGGAUGAGGUUCAGCCCAGGAUCUAUAUCGGAGACAUGUACGCAGCCAAAGACAAGAGGACACUUCAAGCUCACCACAUCACCCACGUGCUUAAUGCUGCCGAUGGGAAGUUCAAUGUGAACACGGGGCCGAGCUUCUACAGAGACACCAGCAUCACUUAUCAUGGAGUGGAAGCUUUUGACAUGCCGUCCUUUAACUUGAGCCCCUUCUUUUACUCAGCCGCCAAUUUCAUCAAGAACGCUCUGAGCUCGCCCACAGGUAAAGUGUUUGUCCACUGCGCGAUGGGCCUCAGCCGCUCGUCCACCUUGGUCCUGGCGUAUCUGGUGAUCCAUGAGAACAUGACGCUGGUGGACGCGAUUAAAGCCGUCAGCGCCAACAGAAAUAUCUCACCCAACAAUGGUUUCCUGGAGCAGCUGAGAGAGCUGGACAAACAACUGCACUACCAAGGAUCAUCGAGGAGCCGGAACGGAAAUGGGCGGACUUGAGAUGAAAUCAGUCCGUAAUAGUGGAUCACCAUGUUGCCUCCUGUCAGUUUGAAGUUUUUAAGUAACCCACAUCAGUGUGAUAAGAACGGUCUGAAAUAACAGAAAGCACCCUUCAGAGAAAAUGUAUUUAAUGUACUUCUAAAUUUGUCCCAUGUCCCAUCCACUCACAUGGAUGAGGUGGGGCUUAUGACCUAUACUGCAGCCAGCCACCAGGGGGGGGAUCUAAAUGUUCUGGCUUCACUUCAGGGGAGCUGUCAUCCAUCUUUAUAACAGUCUGUGUGAUGAAUCAAAUUGCAUUAAAUCGCACUGCAUUGCGACAGCAGUGAAUCAUAACGCAUUAGCA